AUGGUUCUGACUAAGUACAAGAACUUUAAGUAGUUGACUAUCUUGGCAUUUGGAGUAUUGCUGCUAUAGAUAUCCUAUACCUCUACAGCUAAUAUUUUAUCACUUAUACUGCAGAAAAAUGGGUAUGGUCCUCUAGGAAAUCUUUCUAUUGCAUGUGUCUACAUAGCAUGGGGAUUGGGAAGUUUAUUUUCACCAACAAUUUAUAAAAGACUGGGCUCUCGCAAAAGUAUCUUCUUGGGCGUAUCAUCUAACGCAAUCUGGAUAUAUUCCUCCAUUAUUUGCCUUCUAGAUAAAGAUAUGUCUCCUAAUGCUGAAAUUCCUUGGUACAAAUCAGAAGUCUUCGGCUAUAUUAUAGUCUUGGGUUGCUCUACAUUCAACGGUUUCUUUAACUGCCCUAUGUGGGUAGCCUUUUGCAAGUAGAUUUCCUCACUAUCUAGUAAGGAGACAUAUGGAACAUACUUUAGUUACUUCUGGUGUUACUACAUAUCCGCACAGAUAUUUGGAAACUCUUUGGCGUCUCUUGUACUUGAAAAGUUUUCAGAAAUAGCUUUCUUUAUCAUUAUGGGCUCAAUAGCUAUGCUCGCCUCCAUAUACUUUUGUUUUUUGACUUACCAGGAUGAUGCCAAACAUAAAAAUAGUUAGAUUAAGGAAAGUUUGUUAAAGGGUAGCAACAAGAGCAGUCUCAAUAAUACCAAAGAAGUUCAAGAUAAUCAAGAGGCUAAUGCAGUAGAAAAAGAGAUAGGAGAAGAGCAGCAAUCAGUAAAGUAAGAUGUGCUAGAUAUGUUUAGAAUGAUAGCCUCCAGAAAGAUGAGGUACAUGAUUCCCUAGAUAUUCUAUACUGGAGUCUCUUUUGCUUUCUAUACUGGCUAGUUCAUUUCAUUCAUUUAUCUCACCACACCAGCAAACUACACAGAGUAAUAGCAGUUUUCUCAAUCAAUGGGUGUGAUGUCUCUACUUGGUUUUGGAGCUUUAGUUGGAGCCUUGGGUAUAGGAUAUACUUAUGACAAGCAUGGCCAUAAAAACGCUGCCUUUUAAAACAUAGUGAUUUUGAUUUUGGUGUCUAUCUUUUUAUUCGGCUUCAUAUAUAAGAAGUCAUAUGAUGCUAUCGUAUUUAUGAUGGUCUUUACCUGGGGAGUUAUGGAUAGUAGCAUGGCUACACACAGCUACACUUCAUUAGGUAUAGAGUUCAAUGAUAGUCCAAUUGCUUUUGCUAUUUAUAAUACAUUCUAGUCUUUAGCUGUUAUCAUCUUCUCAUGUAUUAACAUUGCGAUUAAGGAUUGGAAUGAUUUAGCAUAUUAUGCAGGUGCUAUAAUUAUUCUUGGAGUAUUCUGUUUUGGCUUCAAUUACAAUUUGCCUGAUGCUAUUGGCGAUAGACCUAAAAAGAACAGCCCUAAGCAAGUUACAUUUGCUGAAGACCUAGAAGUUAUAAAUAAAAUUGAGUGA
Messenger RNA from Stylonychia lemnae, 1443 nucleotides. Lineage: Eukaryota; Ciliophora; Spirotrichea; Sporadotrichida; Oxytrichidae. The record is from the annotation of a GenBank genome assembly.